GUCACUUUGAAGGUGGGUAUUGACCGUGGACACGCAGAUUUAGCCAUCUUUCCACGUCUGAGAGGCAGGUUCGCAUGCGGAGAGCUUUACCGUAGCGCAACGCGAACGCGUUGGUUGCCCAGGAAACCGUUGCGCGCCACAUGUUUGCAAACGGCAACAGGCACGACCUGCAUAUUGUCCAGAAACAAUCUCGGUGCCACAAUAAUGUCGACGACACCUCCAAGCUCCCCACCGAAAUCAGUAAUGAUGGCAAUGGAGCCUCCACCACGGCCUUCGAGCGCCCUUUUCGACGUCUACUUGCGACUGCGCCCGUCCAACUACGCGAACCCUCGUUUCCUCACGGUCGAAGAACGAGAUGACAGCCACCCGACACAUAUCACCGUUCGGCCAUUCGUUAAUGACCAUCGCAAGCGCGCAAUUGAGCGAUUCGCAUUCACGCAAGUCUUCGAGGAAGAUGCGCGCCAGAUGGAUAUCUUCAGAGGAACAGGCAUUGUGCCGAUGAUCGAAGGAGUGCUGGGCGCACCUGGAUGUCAUGGACGAGACGGAUUGUUGGCAACUUUGGGUGUCACAGGGUCCGGAAAGAGCCACACCGUUCUUGGAACUAAGUCGCAGCGCGGCCUUGUCCAGAUGACACUCGAUGCUCUCUUCCAGAGUUGUGAAGAACAACUCGUACAAUCGUUAUAUGGCGCGCCAGCAUUCUCAUCGCUCGCGGCAGCAGAUGUAUCUGAAGCCAACAUGUUCACCGCCUCUGCCUACCUUGACUCCAUGUAUGGAGACAGCCAGUCCGAACGGUUCCCAUCGAGAGCAAAUACACCUGCACCUGACGCUAGUUUCGUCUCGCAAGGCGCCUCUCGAUCGAACAAGAUCCCUCGACUCUCGACCCUACCGCAAGUACCAUCCGUCGCCGAUAUUCAGGUACCCGCCGAUCCUACCGCCGAGUAUGCCAUCGUCGUUUCGAUGUAUGAGGUCUACAACGACCGCAUCUUUGAUCUUCUGACAGGCAAUGCCAUGAAGAGCAAGCACCCCAAUGUGAAGCGCCGAGCGCUGCUGUUCAAGAGCACUGAACAGAGCCCCGACCGCAAAGUGGUGGCAGGCUUGACCAAGAUCAUAUGUGGCAGCUUUGAAGAGGCUAUGAUGAUUCUCGAGACUGGUCUGAUGGAACGCAAGGUUGCUGGGACUGGAAGCAAUGCCGUGAGCUCUCGCAGUCACGGCUUCUUCUGCGUCGAAGUCAAGAAGCGUGAUUCUCAGUACAAAGGACCAUGGUCGAGCAGCGCACUGAGUAUCGUGGACCUUGCUGGAUCUGAGCGUGCGCGUAACGCGAAGACCGCUGGUUCCACUCUUGCUGAGGCUGGCAAGAUCAACGAGUCGUUAAUGUACCUGGGUCAGUGCAUGCAAAUGCAGGCUGAUCAUCAAGAGGGCUCCAAGAGUGUCGUUCCUUUCCGCCAGUGCAAACUCACCGAGCUCCUCUUCUCCAACUCCUUCCCUUCGACCACACGGUCCACACAACACAUCUCUCCCCAGAAGUCCAUCAUGAUCGUCACUGCCGACGCACAGGGUGACUAUAACGCAACCUCUCAGAUCCUGCGUUACUCCGCCCUCGCCCGCGAGGUAACCGUACCACGCACACCCUCCUACUCAUCCAAUCUUCCCACCGGCCCCCGCCCAGGGACCGCCUGCUCCGGGCGCAGCACCCCAUCCGCUCUCCUCGAUGAACUGGAGUCCUCCGCGUCCGAGAUCGCGCGCCUGCAACAAGAGCUCUCGAUCUUCGCCCUGGGUCUCUCCGAGGAAACCGCGCGCCGCAAAGCCGCAGAGCAGUCCUGGGCAGCCGCCGAGGAGCGCAUGGCGUCCCUCGAACAGGAAGUCCGUGACGAGUGCUACCUCGAGAUGGAGGCCGCCGUGGACCAGGAGCGCCGGCGUUGGCAAGCGACACUCGACAAUGAGCAAGACAACCAGCAAGCGCAUCUCGAUUCGAAGAUCGACGUCGUCAUCAAGGCGACUAAGGCGCAGAUGCGUCUCGAACAGCCGGUCAGGGUGUAUGAAGACCCUGAUCCUGGGGUAAGAGAGAGGAAUGACGAGUUGGAGCGCGAGAAUGAGGUGUUGCGGGCGAAGGUUGAGCAACUCGAGCGCGAGGCAAUGGGCAGAAGUGCGAGCCCGAUUAAAAAGAUGAGGAUUUUGAAGAGUAAGAGGUGGGAGGAUCCCGAGAGUAGGGUGUUUGGUCUUGAUGACUGAGUGACAUGUGGAUUUGAUAUUUCUUCAUGACCUUAUGAUCGGCGUUUGGGUUCCUCGGUCAUGUCUGUUUCUUGUAUAUUUGUGGUUCUGGGUGGUGGAGCGGUGUCUAUAUCUGCUGGUCAGCACUCUGACGCACAUACUACUUCACAGUCCGAAGCAAGUCUAGUAGUACACUUCUUGGACGUGUUAAAUCCAUCACCCUCAAGCCACCAUUUGACACAAACAGCAUAUAGCUCGAUAUGAUACAAUUUUCCGCCCCAACGCCACGCUAUGCAACUAAACGGUCUCCGCCUCAGUCCUGGGACAAUCACACCUCAACAGGCUCAGCCUUCCUCCUAUAUGAGUCCCUCUUCUCUGCCUCGUUCCCAGGCUCCUUGCCCGCCGCCUCAAUAACAUCGACGCGCUGCUGCUCCUCGACCAUUUCAAAGUGU
Messenger RNA from Didymella exigua CBS 183.55, 2660 nucleotides. Its product is annotated as kinesin. Gene Ontology annotation, molecular function: ATP hydrolysis activity; microtubule binding; ATP binding. Lineage: Eukaryota; Fungi; Ascomycota; Dothideomycetes; Pleosporales; Didymellaceae. Gene Ontology annotation, biological process: microtubule-based movement. Gene Ontology annotation, cellular component: kinesin complex; microtubule; nucleus. The transcript is spliced from 4 exons. The record is from RefSeq and is a predicted model, not a curated record. The coding region runs from base 205 to 2229 and encodes 674 amino acids.